UGUUCUCAACCAGCUUCUCUGACGCGCGGUCUUGCACUCGAACGAGACGCAGAAGACGAAUAAACGAUUGGCGGAUUUCGCUAUGAUGAAUCAGAGAACGGCUUGAAAAUUGCAUUCGGUACAAUUGCCGCUGAUUUGCAUAUACACGGGAACGCCACUUUCCUGGACCGAGCGACGUGGCACGCAAUACGUGCCUAAUUAUUUUCUUGCAACUUUUCUCCCUCUUAUGCGCUCGGCUGCAAUAUAAUGAUUUGCGAGGGAAAUCUCUCCCGUCGUUUUUCAACCUCUCUCUCUCUCUCUCUUACUCAUCGUGGAAUAUUCAUACUUCGCUUUGGCACGCAUAAACUCGACUUUAUUCUACGCAUAAAAAAAGCGAUGUAAUAAUUUAACGAAGCUUUAUUCGUUUUUUUAUUUUUUUUCAUGUAUCAGUUUCAGAAAAUAAACGAAGUUCUUGUACAUGUUACGCAUUUCAGAAUUAUCGAGCUCUCAUUCACUUGAGAUUUAAUUAAGAAAAAUGAUGUAUCAAUGAAACGGCGAUAUUCUGCCUAUUUAAUCUUUAGAAAAAAAUUUACUUUGACACAAAAAGUUGAUACUCGACGCGGAAGAUUAGAAGAUUACGUCAAACAACAAAUAGCGAUUUCUAUUAAACUUUUAUCCAGUACUUUUAUACGGAGAACUGACUCUAAAGCAGAGCGCUUCAAGUGCGGGUAGAACUUGCAGGUGACAUCGCGAAUCAAUUAUGCAGCGCGAUAUGAUGUAUUGCAAAAAGUCAAAGUUGGAAGAUACAUGUUUCGUUUUCCCAGAUACGCAAACGAUUUUUUUUCGCAGAAAUCGAUUGCACGCGCGGAAAGAUAAUGGUAUUUAUUUUCAUAGACCUCUCGCAGACGAGGCCGAGGUCGCGCGUGCAUUCAUAAAAAGGUCUAGUGCAGUGACCUUGAAGUUACUCGCUGAAUGAACAUAAGGCACACCUGUGACAAUCGUGACCGUCGCUGGAAUGUACGAUAGCGGUACAUAUAGAUUAGUAUCGCGAGCACGAUAGAGAUUUAAUGGAAAUUGAUCCGCGUUAGCGUUAAAAUCUCUCUUUCGAGCGAUAAGUUCGACGUAUCAAUUUUAUUUGAAUUAUAGGGAAGAUAUAUAUAUAUAUAUUUAUUACUGAUUCGCAAGAUUUCCGUCAAAGAAUAAGAUACGGUGUUUAAACAGCUGAACUAACGGAAUUAAUAUGCAGAGAACGAUCCGGGUGUCUUCGACCAUGACGUUCCCCACUCAAACCUCAGGAGCGGACUUUUAUUUAUCGACACCGAAUUAAUUUAUUCAUUCUUUCUAUUUUGUCAAAUCAUCUUUCAUUAAGAAAAAAUUAUCUCAAAAUUAAUUCUGUUAUUAAAAAGACAUCCGACGGUUUUAAGAUACUCUGUAAGCGAUAUUUUAUUACAACCGUGGUGAUGUAUCAGCGAUCAGCUCGGGGCCGGUGAUACUUUAGAUCCAUCACCGUCACAAUUGGUGAACACGAAACCGGUCAGUCUAUCGGUGCGUUGGUAGAAGAUGCAGAGAAUUUCUUUUCCUUGUGAAUUCUAGAGAGAAUCCUAUCGUUUUACGGUUAUAAGUGAAAGAUACGCGAAGUGAUUAUAUAUUUAUUUAUUAGGAAUUUAUUAGGAAUUAGGAAUAAAUUCAAACCGCAUCUCGAUUAUGUCGAGGCAGCAGAGACGUGUGUUUUUUCGAUUACUUCAAAUCGUCGUUUGUCUUGGCGUUAUCUUGUCGACGUUAAAAUUGUCUAUUAUUAUUAUUGGAGAUGAGGAUAAACCUCUUCCCGUCGCCGAUGAAUUAAGAAAGCUGUUGAUCGAAGCUGAAAUGGACAACACACGACGAUUGUUGAAUGUCGAAAGAGUAUGCAAAAACUAUAAUUUAGGCUCCUAUCGAAAGCUCGCCGAAGAUUCGUUGUUCAAACAUCCGCCCGCGCCGCAGUACAGCGUCUUCUAUAUGGACAGACUACACAAUAUAUCGUAUUGCCCGGUGUACAAAGCCGGCACUACGACCUGGCUCUACAAUCUCUGCCUAUUGAUGAAUGUGCCCAUGGAGACGCUGAAUAACGGCAGGGAACAAUUGUCGACCAUCGCCAGGAGGGCGAUACCGGAACUCGAGUACCCCGAGGCGGAACGAGUCUUAAACGCGAGUAGAAGGCUUUUGGUCGUUCGACAUCCGUUCGAGAGGCUGUUGAGUGCCUAUCGCGACAAACUCGAGAACUCUGUUGCCGGCCGGGAACACGGGACAUUGCACUUUUAUCGCAAGUACGGAGCCAAGAUCGUGAAGAAAUAUCGCAGAAACAAUUUUACGGAACCACGAUCGGAUCAGGUGAUUCGGCGCGAUGACAUACCGUCACCAGCCGGUGUGGAGCCGACUUUUCGAGAGUUUGUCGAUUACGUGAUCGACACCGAUCUCGGAAGUUAUGGCGACGAUCACUGGAUGCCAUAUUAUCUCUAUUGCACGCCGUGCCUCGUCAAGUACAGCAUUAUUGCGAAUGUGGAAUCGUUGUGGCGAGAUCAAGUGUACGCGAUCAAUAAGUUUGGAUUACGGGACAAGAUCAAGCCCAGAUGGAGGCAUAGUAACAGUCACGUCAACGCUUCCAAGAUAUACUUCCGUCAAUUAAACAGAGCGACGGUGCGGAAGCUCCAUGAAAAGCUGAGACUGGAUUUCGAGCUUUUCGAUUAUUCACCCGAUAUUUAUUACGAGUACGCCACGUCCGCGGAUUAAUUGUACGUCGAUCGAAUAUAAUCGAAUGUAAUUUUAUAAUAAUGACCCAAUGCGCCGCGAUGAUGUUCGAU
Formica exsecta is the source of this 2816-nucleotide messenger RNA. Its product is annotated as carbohydrate sulfotransferase 11-like. The transcript has 5 exons. Bases 1684 to 2745 code for a protein of 353 amino acids. Gene Ontology annotation, molecular function: sulfotransferase activity. Gene Ontology annotation, biological process: carbohydrate biosynthetic process. Gene Ontology annotation, cellular component: membrane. The record is from RefSeq and is a predicted model, not a curated record. Lineage: Eukaryota; Metazoa; Arthropoda; Insecta; Hymenoptera; Formicidae.